UUAACAACAAUUAUCAUGCAAAAACUUUAAAAAUGAUAAUUGAAUUUCACAUUUUUUUUGGGAGCACAUAAUUUUAGUUCAUUCACAUAAAAAUGGAUCUCCAUAGAAUGAAUUCUCUUUUAUGCAGGUGAGUGAGCAUCAUGUGCACGAUUACACUGAAUUUGCAGAAAAACUGGCCACCAAAAUAAAGCAACUGUCUGCCCCAUUUUCUUUCUCUAAUUUGACUCUCUGGAGCUGGUAGCAGUAGCAGUGCCAUCAGCCUCAGCCAUCCCAUUUUCGAAAGGAAAAAAUAAAAUCGAAACAACGCAAGAAAAAGAAAAUGUCAAAACAGCAAAAGGAAAGCUCUGUGCCAAUCAUCAACACCAUCCUACGGGCCCAGGACAAAGAGGAAGAGAGGGAACUGGACCUGGGAUCCAACGAGCCUGACACGCCUUUACCUCUCACCGUUACUUCCCGGGUAUUGUAUAUGUUGGGAGAUAUAACGACGGGUCCGGCUCAUCGGUUUGCUCAAUGGCUGGAGUUGGUUCGUAAGAGAAGCGGGAAAUAUCGCACCUCUGGGUUCCCUCGCAGCCCUCUCGGACUUCAAAGCAUGCCCUCUGGUGCAGGAGAUUUUCUAGUUGAUGCAAAAAGUGAUCCGCCUCCUGAACAUGCUCCAGUGAUCAGUUUAUGGGAAAGGCUUGGUAAAGCUGCUGUCUUGGACAUUGAGCCAAGUUCAUUUUCCUGGCAAAUGCUCUCUUCACUCCACCACACUGAGCAUAGUAGUAGCACUGAACAAUCCGAGGAUGAAAUAAAUAAAGCACUUGAGGUAACUGUAAAUUCUGGGGGAGUUGUCUUCUUUGCAUUAUUCAACCAGCCUGGAAACAAUGAUUCUUCUUCUAACGAAGCGGCAGCUGUUAUAAAAUUUUCAUCUUCAAGAAUGGCCACACAAUCUGAACGCCUUGGUUAUGAAUUUGCAAAGUGGUUAGGAGUCCAAACUCCACAGGCUAGGGUCAUUCAUAAUUGCAGCACAGAGUGGCUCCAAAUUAAGGAAGCUGCAGAAAAAGCAAGAAUGACGGCAACAUCAGAAGGAGAUGAAGUUGUUGAAGUUACGUGUUCAGAACUUCUGGAAGCUCUUGAUCUUAGCCGAUGCCUUCUUCUGAUGAGUUAUAUUCAUGGAUCUCCUUUAUUGGAAAGCUCAACUACAUUUGAGUCGCGUGAAAUUGCAGAAAAAACUGCGGCAGCGCUUGGUCGGGUCUUGAUGUUGGACCUUGUCAUCAGAAAUGAAGAUAGAUUGCCUUGCCGAGAGCUCAGAUGGCGUGGAAAUACAGCAAACUUAUUGUUGGCUGAUAAAAUGAUCUCUGCGAACAUGAACGCAUUGGAGGAUGUUUUUGAUUCUGCAAUUGACCGAUACAGACCAAGGAUGACUAGAGCUCUUCAGAAAGAAAGAAGGGCAACUUCAGUGGAUAGUAGAUUGAACUCUCAUGAACCAGGAAUUGUAUCACAGGGCUCUGAUCUCUCUGAAGUCACGGAAUCUCCAAAAUCUAGCAACAAUAGCCUAAAAAGUCAAACAUCAAAUGAAUCAAUAUUCUCUGAGCUCCACAAGUUUCACAUUGUGGCCAUUGAUUCUGGUGUUCCUCGCCGGCCCCCUGCUGGGAAACGUGCAAAUGAUCAGGCAAAUUACCCUAAAUUGGUUGAGUUACUUCUCAACAGUUCUGAUUACUCCUCUAAUUUGUUGUAUGAAAUAACAGGAGGGAAACUAGGGUUUUCUUUGCAAGACACAAACACAACAGAUAUACGAGUGACUGAAAUUACUUCAGUUGUUCAGGAAUUUCGUAGUGGAUUUCGGGUUGCUCUUAGGGAUCUUCAAAAUUUCCAUAUAUUCCUUCUAACACUUCACCAAAAACUGGAUAGCUUGUUACGUGCAUUCUUAAACAUUUCAAAUAAAACUUCUGGGGAUUUUGACAGAGAAGAUAUGGUGGUUCCUGAGUCACCUUUGCAUGUAGGAGUUCAUUGUCCUUCUCCACCAAAACCAAGUAAGGACCGGUUCGUUAACGAUAUCCAUCAAGAUUUUAGUGAUUCAGAAUUGCAGAAAACAGCACCAAGAUCAUCAUCUUCAGGAAAUAAGGAAAGCUCAGACAUUCGUUCUCCCAUGUCCAGAGAAAACUGGCAUGGAAAGUUCUCCAAGGGAAAUGGAGAGCCCCUUCAUAGCCUUCGUUUGACGACAAAGCUUCGUGACAUCCAUAAGUUCGCCAAGAUUGAUACUGAAUCAAAUAAAGAACUGGAGCAAUGGAAUGAAAUGCUGAGAAAUGAUGCUAUCAAACUCUGUCAAGAGAACAAUUUCAAUACAGGAUUUUUCGAGGGCAAUGAUAACAACUGUGUUGUUGAUGCUUAUGAGUUGAAGGUCAGACUAGAACACAUCCUUGAGAGAAUAUCAUUGAUCUCUGAUGCUGGAAAUACCGAGAAACCAUCAUUGAUCACAAAUAGCUUGUUCAUUGGUGGGGCACUAGCUGCUAGAUCCAUUUAUACUUUGCAACAUGUUGGAAUUACACAUAUAUUGUGUUUAUGUGCCAAUGAAAUUGGACAGUCAGAUUCUCAGUACCCUGAUCUAUUUGAGUACAGAAAUUAUUCUAUAUGUGACAAUGAAGAUGCAAAUAUCAGCACUAUUUUUGAAGAAGCUUCUGAUUUUAUUGAUCGUGUUGAAUCAAUAGGCGGGAGGGUUCUAGUCCAUUGCUUUGAAGGGAAGAGUAGAAGUGCCACAUUAGUUCUUGCUUACUUAAUGCUCAAGAAGAACUUCACUUUAUUAGAAGCAUGGAAUGCCCUCAGACGAGUACAUCGCCGAGCUCAGCCUAAUGAUGGAUUUGCAAGAAGUUUAUUGGAUCUUGACCGGAAAUUGCAUGGGAAGGUGUCAAUGGAGUGGCAACAGCGGAAGCCAACGAUGAAAGUUUGUCCCAUCUGUGGGAAGAAUGCUGGUCUAAGCACCAGUUCGCUCAAGCUUCAUUUGCAAAAGUCGCAUAAGAAGUUAUCUUCAGGAAGUGUGGAUAGUGCCAUGACUAUGGAGAUACAAAAAGCUCUGGAUGCUCUAAAAAUGACUAGAGUUGGGAGUGUCAGCCCGACAGGGUCUUCUUCAGCUAUGGACUAGGAAUGGCAAUUUCUAAUCUUCCAUACAGUGAGGAAAAAAAAAAUUAAAGCAAUUAUAUAUAUAUAUAUAUAUAUAUAUAUAUAUAUAUAUAUAUAUAUAAAAUAAAAGGUCUGAUUCAUUAAAUUAAAGGCUACAACUUAGUUCGCAGAGAGGCCCAUGGCCCAAAAUACAAAGAACUUAGCUAUCAACCCUAGACUCAACCCAACAAGAGCAGAGGAGAAGAACGCCGCAGCUCAUCAGCCGAACUUUCAUCAGGGGAGGCUAAGCAUGCUGAGAGCAACGUUAGGGACCAUGCACGGCUGAAAGCUUGACCAAGAAGCCCCAAGCAAAUAUCGCUCAAGAAUUCGUGCAGACCGAUCUAGGAGUCUAAGAUCAACAAAGGAGUACAAAGGGUCGAAAAAUAGGAGUAAAUUGAAUGGGCUGCCUCUCGAUCUUUAUGGUUAUUUUAUUUUAGUCAUUUAAUUUUAUUGUUAAAUAAAAUCUCUUAACACUAUAAUUUUGUUUUAGAAAAAGUUCUCGUAAUCUGUAAUAACAAGUUCUUAGAUUAAAAUAAAAUUCUUUUUUUUAAUGAUUAAAUUAAUUAAUAA
Messenger RNA from Hevea brasiliensis (rubber tree), 3705 nucleotides. RefSeq names its product dual specificity protein phosphatase PHS1. Bases 320 to 3118 code for a protein of 932 amino acids. Gene Ontology annotation, biological process: protein dephosphorylation; cortical microtubule organization; response to abscisic acid. The transcript is spliced from 11 exons. Gene Ontology annotation, molecular function: protein tyrosine/serine/threonine phosphatase activity. Lineage: Eukaryota; Viridiplantae; Streptophyta; Magnoliopsida; Malpighiales; Euphorbiaceae. The record is from RefSeq and is a predicted model, not a curated record.